Messenger RNA from Schistosoma curassoni, 708 nucleotides. The record is from the annotation of a GenBank genome assembly. Lineage: Eukaryota; Metazoa; Platyhelminthes; Trematoda; Strigeidida; Schistosomatidae.
AUGGAUGUAAUACAAUCACUUGGAAACUUCAGCGAAAAGCUUUAUAGGGAGAUUUUGAAAAGAAACAAGGGUUAUUUGGAGAAUACAUUUCUCUCCCCUUUCAAUAUCUAUACUGCCCUCGGAAUGAUCCUCUGUGGAAGUGCAAACAAUACGAAUGCUGAGUUGAUAAAAGCGAUGCAGUUAUCUGAUUGCUUGGAACAGGAAAUAAUCCACAGCGCGAUUGGUGAACUUCUGGCUGAUCUUUCGAAGUCUGAUGAGAGUGUUGAGAUAAUCACUGGAAAUAGAAUCUAUGUAAAUGAAGAUGUGCAGAUUGAGAAACGAUUUAGAAAUAUCAUCAAGCAGUAUUACAAUGCACUGACUGAGCAUGUUGCGUUUCAUAGAGAUCCUGAAUGUGCUCGAAAUCGAAUUAAUCAGUGGGUUAGUGAACAGACCAACGGAACAAUCCAGGAACUGAUCCCACGUGUGGCUAUAUCGCAAGAAACGUCAGCUGUUGUGCUAUCCACUACAUACUUUAAAGGUUUAUGGGGUCCACAUUUCCGUAAGGAGGAUUCACAUGACAGCGAUUUCUUCAAACUUGACGGAUCAACAAUGAACGUGAAGUUAAUGUAUAAUCUAUCCUGUUUCAGUAUGGUCAUCUUACCAGAUUUGGGAUCGCGAGCUAUCAAGAUACCGUUUAAAGAUCCGAAAUUGAUGAGGAAGGUGUCGUAG